CACCUCCCAUCUCCCUCUUUACCUCCUACCUCCUUUCCCUUCCUCCCCCAGUCCAGUCAACCUUCCAUUGCCUGCGAUCGUUGAAUUGGUCACGUCGCAUCCAAUUGCUUGUCCUCGUCGCCGCUACAAUGGUUUACCUCAAGUCCUCGCUCCUGGCCCUUUUGGCCUUGCCCAUCGCAGGCGUCUUCGCUGCCGAGAAGGAGGCCCCUGUCGAUACCGACGCUGUUCCCCCGGCUCUCAAGGCUGACAUCGAGACCACCUUCCCUGAUGCCGAUAUCUUUGGUGUGAAGAUCGUCAACGGUCACCCCACCAAGGCCUUGAUCGAGUUCACCAACAAUGAGGAUGCGCCGAUUCAGGUCGCCAUGGUUGGCGGUACCCUGUCUUCCACUCAGGAGCUCCCCGAGGACUCCCUCCCCAGUGAAAGCAUCAUCCGCAACCUGACUGCGGCGCGCUACGAUCUGACCAUCGAGGCUGGCGACAAGAAGGCUGUUCCCUACUCCUUCGCUCUCGAUGCCAACCCCCAGGAUGUUCUCCUCCAGCUUAUUGCUGUCGUGAGCAACUCCAAGGGCGACAUCUUCCAGGUCCAGGCUUACAACUCCACCGCCGCCAUCGUCGAGCCUCCCACCAGCAUCUUCGAUCCCCAGAUCAUCUUCCUCUACCUCUUCCUGUCUGGUGUCUUUGCUGGUACACUGUACUUCGUCUACAAGACCUGGAUCGAGGCCCUGUUCCCCCAGGCUAAGAAGGCCAAGUCCUCCAAGAAGGCGCGCACUGUUAGUGUCACCGUGCCUCUGGCUGAGGCCGACACCACUGGCGUUGCCUCCUCGACUGGCAAGAGUUACGACGAGAGCUGGAUCCCCGACCACCACAUCAACCGCCCUGUCGCCAAGCGCGUCAAGAGCGGUGCCAGCGGCAAGCUCAAGAAGGGCGAGUAGGGACAUAGCACCUCUACGAAGCGAGCCGCUUAAAGAUGUGGAUGUGCUGGAUAAAACGGCACCCAUGCGAUCACAGAUUGGCAACCCUGAAGAACCCAACAAGCUGAAAACGAGCUUAAUAGGAUGUUCACAUUGAGUUGAUGUUGGCGAAGCAAAAACAAAAGUACUGUACAAUAGCUGCAUACAAGGCAAGAAGCCCAUGUUGGCGACUCCCGUAGGAAAUACUGGAACUUUGUUAUCGCCUUGAA
Molecule: messenger RNA, 1180 nt
Organism: Colletotrichum phormii
Lineage: Eukaryota; Fungi; Ascomycota; Sordariomycetes; Glomerellales; Glomerellaceae
Product: signal sequence receptor alpha chain
Exons: 3
Coding region: 129-932 (267 amino acids)
Cellular component (GO): endoplasmic reticulum; endoplasmic reticulum membrane
Source: RefSeq, a predicted model, not a curated record